AUAACUUUUUGCUUAGAUUUAGCGAUUAUGGCGUGUUUAAUUAUAUUUUUAACAGUAGCCAUAUUAUUAGUAACAUUGAAAUUAUAUUGGAAAUUAAAUACCAAAUGGAACAGGUCUUAUAAAUGCUUAGUUGGUAAAACAGUGUUAGUUACUGGUUCGAAUACAGGUAUUGGUUAUUACACAGCUUUAGAUUUUGCAAAAAGAGGCGCAAAAGUAAUAUUAGCAUGUAGAAAUAAAAUAAAAGGUGAAGAAGCUCAAAGGCAAAUGAUAAAAAAAAGUGGAAACGAAAAUAUUAUAUUAAAAUUGAUCGAUUUGGAGUCAUUUGAAUCCGUUCGAAACUUUGCUAAUGACUUCAAUCAAAAUGAAGAGCGUUUGGAUAUUUUAGUAAAUAAUGCUGCUACUUUAACCGGACUAGAUUACAUGACGAAAGAUGGAUUUCCAGUUAUUAUUCAAGUAAACCAUUUAUCGCCGUUUUUAUUAACACAUCUCUUAUUACAUAAAUUGAAGAAAUCAGGCUAUAGCCGCAUUGUAAACGUUGCAUCUAAUAUGGUACAAGCGGGAAAGUUUCAACCGAAAAAUCUCGGUCUUCCUCUAGAUAUAUCGUAUAAACGAUAUCGAUCCAGUCAAUAUUACGCUGAUUCGAAAUUAUGCAAUGCUGUUUGCACGAUAGAAAUGGAUAAACGACUCAAAGAUACUAAUAUUAUUGUUAACGCACUUCAUCCAGGUGUAAUUGUAACUAAUAUAUUCGAUCACCUUCCUAAACUGUUUUGUACAAUUGUCCACUCAUUUAAAUGGCUGUUUAAAACAAUCGAAGAAGGUGCUCAAACAACAUUAUAUGUUGCGCUUUCAGAAGAUGCUGGGAAAUCGGGAGGACGAUUUUUUAAUAAUUGCAAAGAUGUGGGACAUUAUAAAAAUGCUAAAGAUCUAGAUUUUGCACGUGAAGUUUACGAAAAAUGUGAAAAAUUAGUUGGUCUCCUGCCAGAAGAACAAAUUAAAUAA
This is a messenger RNA of Onthophagus taurus, 999 nucleotides long. RefSeq names its product retinol dehydrogenase 14-like. The record is from RefSeq and is a predicted model, not a curated record. NCBI's taxonomy places the organism in Eukaryota, Metazoa, Arthropoda, Insecta, Coleoptera, Scarabaeidae.